AUGACUGCCAAUAAAUUGAGAGUUUUUUUUGCCCAUGGCUUCGAGCGAGCAGACAGAUUACCUGAUGGUAUAAUGUGUCGCGCGUGGUGGCUGAUGGUGGCCGCGGUGCUGGCCACCGCCAUCGCCGACGAGGCCUCCGACCCUGAAGGGCUGCUUGAACCAGUAGCUGCUCGUAGCAGUUUCGUAGCAGCCUACGACCGGUCGUAG
Spodoptera exigua (beet armyworm) is the source of this 207-nucleotide messenger RNA. The record is from the annotation of a GenBank genome assembly. Lineage: Eukaryota; Metazoa; Arthropoda; Insecta; Lepidoptera; Noctuidae.